Molecule: messenger RNA, 1734 nt
Organism: Scomber scombrus (Atlantic mackerel)
Lineage: Eukaryota; Metazoa; Chordata; Actinopteri; Scombriformes; Scombridae
Gene: xkr6b
Product: XK, Kell blood group complex subunit-related family, member 6b
Exons: 3
Coding region: 1-1734 (577 amino acids)
Biological process (GO): phosphatidylserine exposure on apoptotic cell surface; apoptotic process involved in development; engulfment of apoptotic cell
Cellular component (GO): plasma membrane
Source: RefSeq, a predicted model, not a curated record
AUGGCAGCGAAAUCCGAUGGUCGCGGGGUCGUCACCGGUUUCGCCCAGCUGCACAACCUGGACGAGGUGGUGGGGACGGGAGAGGACGACACUCAGAACGGCAGCUCAUUCCACAUCUGCCACUGCUGCAACACCUCGUCGUGCUACUGGGGCUGCCGGAGCGCCUGCCUGCAUUACCUCCGGGGGAAGGGGAAGGGGAAAGGGAGAGAUGCGGCGCGGCCACCGCAGGAGGAGCGCCUCUGGCUGGAUUGCCUGUGGAUCAUCCUGGCACUGCUGGUCUUCUUCUGGGACGUGGGGACCGAUCUGUGGCUGGCCAUCGACUAUUACCACAAGCAGGACUUCCUGUGGUCAGGCCUGACCCUGUUCUUCGUGCUGGUGCCCUCGGUUCUGGUCCAGAUCCUGAGCUUCAGGUGGUUUGUGCAGGAUUACACUGGGGGCGGACUGGGCUCCGUGGAGGGGCUGAGUAGUAGAACUACAGCCAGUCUGCAAAGAGACAGGUGCUGUCGCCUCUCUGUCUGGCUCUGGCAGACCGUCAUACACAUCUUUCAGAUGGGACAAGUGUGGAGGUAUAUUCGCACCAUGUACCUCGGCAUACAAAGUCACCGGCAGAAGGAGAACCAGCGGCGUUUUUACUGGGCUAUGAUGUAUGAGUAUGCCGAUGUCAACAUGCUGCGACUGCUGGAGACCUUCUUAGAAAGCGCCCCUCAGCUGGUGCUGCAGCUCUGCAUCAUGAUCCAGAGCAACAAGGCUGAGUGGCUGCAGUGUGUUUCUGCCAUGUCCUCCCUCCUGUCCCUGGCCUGGGUGCUAGCGUCUUACCACAAACUCCUGCGUGAUUCACGUGAUGACAAGAAGAGCAUGAGUUACCGAGGUGCCCUAUUGCAUCUGUUCUGGCGCCUUUUUACCAUCUCCUCACGGGUGCUCUCCUUUGCCCUAUUUGCCUCUGUUUUCCACAUCUACUUUGGCAUUUUUGUGGUGCUCCACUGGUGUGCCAUGGCUUUCUGGGUCAUCCAUGGUGGCACCGACUUCUGCAUGUCCAAAUGGGAGGAGGUACUGUUCAACAUGGUGGUGGGCGUGGUCUAUGUCUUCUGCUGGUUCAGUGUACGUGAGGGCCGGACACGGUACAGAAUGGUGGCCUAUUACACAGUAGUAAUGUUAGAGAAUGCCAUCCUCAGCUCCCUUUGGUAUGCGUACCGCGACCCAGCCACCACUGACGCCUAUGCCUCUUUUGCCCUCUGUGGCGUCUUCCUGUGCUUUGCCUCAGGUGUGGCCUGUAUGGUUCUCUAUUAUGGGGUUCUACAUCCCAUGGGCCCCCGGCUGAGAGUGCUGGCCAGCUCCUGCUGUGCUGAGCUGCUGUGGGGCCUUCCCUUACCCCCUGAGGCUGAGCCCAUGGCUCCCACACCAGGCCCUCGUGGCUCCCAGGCCACUCCUACACGGGGUGUGGCAGGGGAAUAUGUGGAGUCAGAUGAAACAGCCACGGACACCUGCCUUCCAGUUUUCCAGGUGAGGUCCACAGAGCCUGUGGAUGCAGCCGGUAGGCCCAUCCAGGCUGAGGGUCCUCUCAUCAAGAUAGACAUGCCCAGAAAACGCUACCCAGCCUGGGAUGCACACUUUGUGGAUCGGCGCCUGCGCAGGACCAUAAAUGUGCUGCAGUACAUUAGCCCUAAUGCGGUGGGCAUCAGGUAUAGGGACGGUCCGCUUCUUUAUGAACUCCUGCAGUACGAAUCCUCCUUCUGA